Messenger RNA from Microtus oregoni (creeping vole), 2822 nucleotides. Its product is annotated as myotubularin-related protein 1-like. Gene Ontology annotation, biological process: phosphatidylinositol dephosphorylation. The coding region runs from base 150 to 2255 and encodes 701 amino acids. Lineage: Eukaryota; Metazoa; Chordata; Mammalia; Rodentia; Cricetidae. The record is from RefSeq and is a predicted model, not a curated record. The transcript is spliced from 18 exons. Gene Ontology annotation, molecular function: phosphatidylinositol-3,5-bisphosphate 3-phosphatase activity.
CAGGUGACAGCUAAUGGCGGCGGCCUCCUGACGCGAGUGGCCCGGCGGCGGAGCAGGGCGGCAGAGGGCGCAUCGCGGAGCCGGGCCGGCGGCCGCUACACUCUGCACUCCGGACUGCGGUUCACCGGAGGCGCCCGGCUUGACGCGUCAUGGACAGGCCGGUGGCGGCGGCAGCCGCGGCGGCGGCGAGCUGCGAGAGCGCUGGGGGCCCGGGUCCAGGGCCGGCAGCGGGCUGGAGAUCCUCUCGGGUUGUGGGGGGCGCUUCGGCCGGCUCCCGGCAGCCCAGCAUGGAGACCCUAGACAGCCCUACAGGAUCACAUGUUGAAUGGUGUAAACAGCUUAUAGCUGCUACAAUUUCUAGUCAGAUUUCAGGUUCAGUGACAUCAGAAAAUGUGUCCAGAGAUUACAAGGUUUUCAGGAGGCCUGAUACCAGGAAUAUUCAUAAAGCAAGACAAAGAUUGGAGAUAGAGGAAGAACACAAUGGCUACCCUUCUGAAGCUGAAGCUGAUCAGGCUUUACGGGAUGGAAAUAAACUGGCACAGAUGGAAGAAGCUCCACUUUUUCCAGGAGAAUCAAUUAAGGCCAUUGUGAAAGAUGUCAUGUAUAUCUGCCCAUUUAUGGGAGCAGUGAGUGGGACCCUGACAGUGACGGAUUUUAAAAUGUACUUCAAAAACGUAGAAAGGGACCCACAUUUCAUCCUUGAUGUUCCCCUUGGAGUGAUCAGCAGAGUUGAGAAGAUUGGUGCCCAGAGCCAUGGGGAUAAUUCUUGUGGUAUAGAGAUCGUGUGCAAGGAUAUGAGAAACCUGAGACUUGCAUAUAAGCAGGAGGAACAACGAAAACUUGGGAUAUUUGAAAACCUCAACAAGCAUGCUUUUCCUCUUUCUAAUGGGCAGGUGCUAUUUGCAUUCAACUAUAAAGAAAAGUUUCCAGUUAAUGGCUGGAAAGUUUAUGAUCCAGUAUCUGAAUAUAAGAGACAGGGAUUGCCAAAUGAAAGUUGGAAAAUAUCCAAAAUAAACAGUAAUUAUGAAUUCUGCGAUACCUACCCUGCCAUCAUUGUUGUGCCAACUAGUGUAAAAGAUGAUGACCAUUCAAAAGUGGCAGCCUUUCGAGCAAAAGGCAGAGUCCCUGUUUUAUCAUGGAUUCACCCAGAAAGUCAGGCAACGAUUACACGUUGCAGCCAGCCACUGGUGGGUCCCAAUGAUAAACGCUGCAAAGAAGAUGAAAAAUACCUACAGACAAUAAUGGAUGCUAACGCACAAUCACAUAAACUCAUCAUCUUUGAUGCCCGACAAAACAGCGUUGCUGAUACCAACAAGGCAAAGGGUGGAGGAUAUGAAAGUGAAAGUGCUUACCCCAAUGCAGAACUUGUGUUUUUGGAGAUCCAUAAUAUUCAUGUGAUGAGGGAGUCACUUCGUAAAUUAAAGGAGAUCGUGUACCCUUCCAUUGAUGAGUCACGGUGGCUAUCCAGUGUGGAUGGGACACAUUGGCUGGAAUAUAUAAGGGUGCUGCUUGCUGGGGCAGUACGAAUUGCUGAUAAAAUAGAAUCUGGGAAAACUUCCGUGGUGAUCCACUGCAGCGAUGGCUGGGACCGAACAUCCCAGCUCACAUCUCUGGCAAUGCUGAUGUUGGACAGUUAUUACCGGACCAUUAAAGGAUUUGAGGCUCUCAUAGAAAAGGAGUGGAUAAGCUUUGGACACAGGUUUGCACUGAGAGUGGGCCAUGGUGAUGACAACCAUGCAGAUGCUGACCGAUCACCUAUAUUUCUUCAGUUUAUUGAUUGUGUUUGGCAGAUGACAAGACAGUUUCCUUCAGCAUUUGAAUUUAAUGAAUUAUUCUUGAUUACAAUUUUGGAUCACCUCUAUAGCUGUCUUUUUGGAACCUUUUUGUGCAACUGUGAACAACAGCGCAUCAAAGAGGAUAUAUAUACAAAGACUAUAUCUUUAUGGUCUUAUAUUAAUAGCCAGCUAGAUGAAUUUUCAAAUCCCUUCUUUGUGAAUUAUGAGAACCAUGUGUUAUAUCCUGUUGCUAGUAUGAGUCACUUGGAAUUGUGGGUAAAUUAUUAUGUACGAUGGAAUCCACGGAUGAGACCACAGAUGCCAAUUCACCAGAAUCUCAAGGAGCUGCUGGCUGUCAAGGCUGAGCUGCAGAAGCGUGUGGAAGAUCUGCAGUGGGAGGUGGCCACACGAGCCAUCUCAGCUUCUGAGAGAGGCUCCUCGCCUACCCACUCGGUCACUCCUGUCCACACCUCAGUCUGAUGAACAAGGCCAGUGUCCUGGGCCAACCAUCCUUCUGCUCUACUGUCUUCCAGCAGCUCAGGGACCUGGCCAAUGAUUUUAUGGUUCUAGUUGUCAUCUUAGGAUUAGGUCCAGAGACCAUUUGUGUGGCUAGGUGACAGCUCCUAUUAAUGAGUUCUUUUAUGUGAACAGCCUGUGACUUUCUUGAGGGCAGUCUCACAGGGGCAUAAGAUGUGACACCCACCCUGUGAGCUACCUUGUCUUGUACAGGUAGCUUGGGAAAAACUAGAUUGAAUACAGUGUGGUAUUUCAGCUUAAGAGAAUCUCCUACUACUUCUUUCCAAGUUAAGUCCUUUGUUAGGAACAACCUGUUCACGUAUAGAACACAUCACAAGCCAUGUGGCUUCUCUCAGCCUUUCAGCACAAUUUGAAAACUGGUUCUAAAUGAAAUGCUAGUGUGGCAAAUGGACCACUGCCACUUGUUCUACAGUUAUCUUCAUGCAAGAAGUCCUCCUGUACAAUUGGUACAAUAUGUACUGUUGUGUACAUACAGGUAUUUUUUAAAGAGAAACAUGCCUUUAUUUUCCU